ACAAAUUAACAUUUUUUAUUGUGCACUUGUGAUUUUUUAUUAACCCUAAAUUACUCUUAAUUUGGUGCAUCAAUUUGUCAAUACUUAAUUCACUUCUAAUUGUUCUAAAUUAAUACCAUUCUGUUAUUUAAAGAUAACUGUUUACUUUUGUGAUGUUCAACAGCAAACAAAUAUGGAUCUGAAGCUUUCUCGUCUUAGUUUUACAUUUUGAAAUGAAUUAACCAUGAUACAUUUUAUUGACCAUAAAUAAGACAAAAAUGUAAAAGAUUCAAGACCAACGGCCAGAAAUAUCGGAAAAUUACCUUUCUUUUCAUGACUCUUAUGGUUAAACUUGCCUCCUUGAUUGGUCCACCUUUUUCCCUCCUAUUUAUCAGCCAUUUAUUUGCAAGUUAAUAUUGAAAAACUUGUCGAGAUAAUAAGACAAAUAUGUUGGACUUGUAAGUAUAAAUAAAUAUCUGUUUAAUUGUAAACUGGUUAACCUUCAGUGUUAACACUUGCUGUAUAAACUGUGUGUAAUCCAUGUAACAGAGGGAGAUAGUUUCAAGAGUGAGAAAGAAAUGAGUUGAUAGAGACAAAAACAAGAAAGAGAGAAAGAGAGAGAGAAGAGAGAGAGAAACGAAUAAGGAGGAAAAUAGUUUAACUAAAAUAACGAAAGUCUGGUUAGGUUGAAUCUUAUAACAUCGCUGGAAGCCCAAAUCAAUUGAAAGUAAAUAUUUUUCCUCCUAUUACUUUCUAUCCAUUGAAAUCAACCUUCUUUUUUCAAAUAAUUAUCAUCAUAAUCGUUGUCAUCUUUUGCUUCUUCUUCCCCUUUCUGGCUCGUUUAUUCAAAUUUAACAAUCCCCCUUUCAUUUCAACUUUUCAUCAUCAGUGGAACCAGAAAAAAACCCUUUUUCCUUAUCCAGUGUUAACCAGUUCUCUGAUGGUUUUUCUUCUUUCUGUGGCUUAAAUCGUCAUAAUUUAACAAUUUUUAACAAUUUUAUUUAUUUUCCUUUCCAAUUGUUUACUGGUGAUUAACUAACUGCGUUCAAUUAAUUUCAAAAUCCACAACAAUCUACCAAAACAACAUCUGAACGAAUUAAGCUGAAAAGAUUCUUACAAGUUAUUGUGUUGCUGUUGAUUUGGUGCAACAAGUAAAAACACAACAAAAUCAACUGGACUUUCAAUUUUUAAGUGUAACCUGGAUUAGUGACUUUACUGUGGAUAUUUUGUUUCUAAAUCAUAGUCAAAUAUGAAGAAAAGUGAUCGUUUUAUUUUACUUCCUCGAGCAGCCAAUGCAACUCGUGUUUAUGCCGCCAUCAAAAUAAUCCUUUGUUUCUUAUUUAUGGCUUAUUUUGUAAGCUUGGUUGCCUGGACAGUUCAUGCUAUGGCCUUUUUUAAAUCCAAAAUUGACGAAGAUAAUGAUGUUACUCGUGAAAAUCAAAAGUACAAAACACAUAAUCACUUUUUCCUUUUUACUGGACUCUACAUUGGUGCUGCAACUCUCAUUGGUUUAUGGGGAAUCCUCAAAGAAAAUAUCUCUACCAUUUUUGGUUUCCUUUGUCUUUUUGCCAUUGGUUUCGUUUUUGAAAUCACCGGAGCCUUCAAAUCAAACGAUGAAGAUGUUAGAAAGCUCAAAUUUGUCUCCGUCUCCUUGGAACCUGUUUUAAUGGUUCUCUCAUUAGGAUUUACAUUAAUGAUACGGUCGGCUGAAAAAAGAUUGGCCAGUUUACCAAUUUAUCGGCAAACGAUGGCUGAAUCAAGGCGUAAUUCACUUACUGGUUCAGAAAUUGGUGCUUCACCUACCAUGGAGAUUGCCAAUCAACAAGAAUCUGGACAUGAUAAUCCUAAUUUAGAUUUACAAGAUGAACCCAAUGCUCAACAACAAUCAUCAAAUAACAACAACAACAAUAAUGACUCUAGAGGAGUUGCAACUUUACCUGUUAAACAAGAAUCAUUCCUAAAGCCACCUUCUUAAUCAACUUGGAUAUUCAAUCCUUGCUUAUAUUUUUAUUUUGUACAAUUUUGUCAACCUUGUUUACUUGUUCUCUUCUAUUCUCAAUCUAAAUUUAAUUUACUCUUUUUUAUUCGAGCUUCUGGAGCUUACAUUAUUUUGUUUCAACAGAUGAUAACUUUCAUCAUGUUUUAAUUUUAAUUUUUUUCCUUGUCUCUUCCCAGCUCUUUUUACUCCUUUUUUGCCGAAAGAAACACAUUAAUGGUGUUUACAAUUUUCUGAUCAUGUCAAGGUUGAUUAAUCUUGAUUGUCGACUAUCUCCGCUCAAUUUUGCUGCUCCUUUCUAUGAAUGCAUUCUGAUACAUUACCUCUCUUACGAAAAAGCAUCAAAUUUAAUUUAAUGGUUAUAAAGACUAUCUAUUUGUGUUGCCAAUCAAGUCCAAUGAUGAUGACCAAUUUAAUUUUUCAAGAUACCCAAAAAGAUGGUUCGGAUCACCAAAAAUCACCAAGUAACGACGGAAUCACACGAAUUGUUCUAACAUAGCCGAUUGGCGAAUUAUACUGCUCAAUAAAAUUGAUUCAAAGUACGCAAAAUUGUUAGACGUCUCAUUUUAUCCGAGAAGAUGAUCACCUUUGUCCCAAAAUUAUAUCCAAUUGUAAUUACAACUACAAUUACAGCUAUUCAACAAUUGUUGAGUACUGAAUAGCUUUGUUGUGACAAUUACAGGCGUCGGAUUAACCUUGUUUUUUCGAUUAUCUUGAAAUUGAAUUGAUCAUUUUAUAUUUCUAGUUGUGAACAUAUUUUACCUGCGCUUUUGUACUUCAACAACCAUAACAUUAACUUUGAAGGUCUAAAUGCGCACCAACAUUUAACCUUGAUUAACAUUACAAGUUUGUAUCUUAA
Molecule: messenger RNA, 2834 nt
Organism: Tetranychus urticae (two-spotted spider mite)
Lineage: Eukaryota; Metazoa; Arthropoda; Arachnida; Trombidiformes; Tetranychidae
Source: RefSeq, a predicted model, not a curated record